Messenger RNA from Pseudozyma flocculosa PF-1, 909 nucleotides. RefSeq lists its product as uncharacterized. Bases 1 to 909 code for a protein of 302 amino acids. Gene Ontology annotation, biological process: nuclear polyadenylation-dependent rRNA catabolic process; exonucleolytic trimming to generate mature 3'-end of 5.8S rRNA from tricistronic rRNA transcript (SSU-rRNA, 5.8S rRNA, LSU-rRNA); TRAMP-dependent tRNA surveillance pathway. The record is from RefSeq and is a predicted model, not a curated record. Gene Ontology annotation, molecular function: RNA binding. The transcript is spliced from 2 exons. NCBI's taxonomy places the organism in Eukaryota, Fungi, Basidiomycota, Ustilaginomycetes, Ustilaginales, Ustilaginaceae. Gene Ontology annotation, cellular component: nuclear exosome (RNase complex); cytoplasmic exosome (RNase complex).
AUGACAGUAGUGCUGCCGGGAGAUACGAUAUCGCUCGCAUCCACCUCCACCCUGCCCCUCGGCGGCGGCGGCGGCGGAGGCGGAGGCGCAAUCAAGCUGGGUCCGGGUCUGCUCCCUUCCCCGACGUCGCCCCACACCGCCCUCACCGCCAUCCGACCGGGUGCGCUCGGACACCUCUCCUCUGCCGGCAGCGGUAGCGGCAUUGGCAAGUCCAGAUCCUCAGAGGGAUGGUGGGUCGAGACCAACACGACGCGCUACGUCCCCGCGCCAAACGACUCGAUCAUCGGGCAAAUCACAAACAAGGGCGCCGAAUCCUAUACCGUCCACCUCUCGGCUGCGCACUCAGCCAUCCUCCCCGUCCUCUCCUUUGAGGGCGCGACAAAGCGGCACAAGCCCAACCUCGCCAUCGGCACGCUCGUCUACGCCCGCCUCCUCUCUGCCGACCGGUUCACCGAACCCGAGCUGACGUGCAUCGACCCGCAGACGGGCAAAGCAGAGGGGUACGGAGAGCUCACCGCCACCAAUGCCCGCGGCGUGCCGCAGGGCGUCGCCAUGGCAUACCGCGUCUCGACGGGUCUGGCCAGGAGCCUCGUCAGACCCAAGCACGACCUCCUCCGCACCGUCGCGAAAUCAAUCACCUUCGAGGCCGCCAUUGGCGUCAACGGCUUCGUCUGGAUCCGCGCCGCCAACGUCGCUCAGGUCGUCGCUGUCGGCAAGAUUCUGAAGCUGGCCGACCAGCAUGCCGUCGACUUUGACUCGUCCCGACUCGCCCGUCCCGCCGACGAUCGGAUGCACACCGACGACGACGACGACGACGAGGUCGAGGGCUGGGACGCGGAUGAAAUCGUCAGGCACCGCGCCUCGCUCGACGCAAAGACCAUCAAGGCCAUCCUCAACGAGUCCCUCUGA